This is a messenger RNA of Exophiala viscosa, 958 nucleotides long. Its product is annotated as ADP-ribose pyrophosphatase. Gene Ontology annotation, cellular component: nucleus; cytosol. Gene Ontology annotation, biological process: nucleoside phosphate metabolic process; ribose phosphate metabolic process. Bases 18 to 782 code for a protein of 254 amino acids. Gene Ontology annotation, molecular function: ADP-ribose diphosphatase activity. Lineage: Eukaryota; Fungi; Ascomycota; Eurotiomycetes; Chaetothyriales; Herpotrichiellaceae. The transcript has 3 exons. The record is from RefSeq and is a predicted model, not a curated record.
CCUGCAAUGCAUGACAUAUGUUGCACACGACUUCUGCCUUGCUACGUGGUGCUAGAGCCUCGAGGAGAUUGUUCGCCAGGCUAAGGACUCCAGUCAUGGCGGACAAAAUGUCUACGUACUCGCCGCUCGACGCCAAAGUCACGUCGGUCGAGCCCAUGAAGCCAGGCGAGUCGAGAUGGAUAACAUUGAAGAAAAUCACAUACAAAGACCCCUCCGGCAAGCAGAGACUUUGGGAGUCCGCAGAACGAAUGACCAGAUCUAAGACCAGCGAGGUCGAUGCAGUGGGUGUCGUAGCAGUUCUCAACGAUCCCAAGUCAUCCAAAGGACCUUCACUACUCCUCCAGAAGCAGUUUCGACCUGCCGUUGAUAAAGUCACGAUCGAAGUCCCGUCCGGCCUGAUUGACGAUGGAGAAGAUCCAGCGACGGCAGCUCUACGUGAGCUGAAAGAAGAGACGGGAUAUAUAGCUACCAUACCUGGGGACGCGAAGGCCGCGGAGGGGUUUCUGAUGUUCAACGAUCCUGGCUUUUGCAACACCAACACGAAGAUGAUCGUUGUGGAGGUGGAUAUGUCGGACUCUCGCAACCAAGAAGGAAAUCUGAAGCCGGAGUUAGAGGACAGUGAAUACAUUGAGAGUUUCACUCUGCCGCUGGACAGUCUUUGGGUGGAAUUGGCAAAGUUGGAAGAGCAGGGGUUCGCGAUCGAUGCUCGUGUCGGGACAUUAGCGCAGGGCAUGGAGAUGGCGCGGAAAUGGAAGGAGGUGUUGACCAAGUCGCCCUCAUAGAUGUUGUCAGUGUGUAAAAGUCAUCUUCGUACUCACGCCGGGAAAGUGGGAACAUGCACACUGAAUGAGCUGACCCUAUGACUUCCUAACAGUGUAUGGUAGAGAGGAUUUAACACCCCUAAUGCGGAGGAAUUGGUGUCUGGACUUCAGCCUUGUCGACUCCGAUUCGCCCAAAA